Ctenopharyngodon idella (grass carp) is the source of this 5078-nucleotide messenger RNA. RefSeq names its product macrophage mannose receptor 1-like. Bases 3238 to 4338 code for a protein of 366 amino acids. Lineage: Eukaryota; Metazoa; Chordata; Actinopteri; Cypriniformes; Xenocyprididae. The transcript is spliced from 5 exons. The record is from RefSeq and is a predicted model, not a curated record.
GUCCCUGUUUUAGUCAGCGUUUGUCGGUUAUUGUUUGAGUUCUUCAACAUAUGUCUCAUCAUGGUGUUCAUGCCUUGUCUGCCUUGGAGUUUAUGUUAUUCCCUUGUCUAGAUUUAUGGUUUGUCUGCUUGGAUUAUUCACUUCCUUGCCUGGAUUCAUGUCUUGCCUAUGUGUGGAUUACUUCGUCUUGUCUGGAACCAAGUUUGUAUCAUUGUGACUGUUUUCUUGAGGAAUCAACUGUUUGCAUUUAGAUCCUCAUCUCUCUUUAUUUGAGACAACGCUGCAGACGUUACAUCAGUGUUAUUUAUUUCACUUGUCAGUGCUCAUAAUGUUAUGCCUGAUCUGUGUACAUUGUCUGAUGAAUAACAUAAAUGGCAUUCAAAUCUGAGAAGGCCCAUAGUAGUUUGCAUCGCUGGAUCAUCAUUCAUCUGUCUUUUAACGUUUUUAUCAUAAACAGUUGGCAAAUAUUGCUGUAUUGCCUCGUCAUGUUCUUCUGCUCUCAUCUAACCUCAGAUUCUUCAAGCUGUGAGUAGGCGGGGCUAAAGCUCCAAAUGGGCGGCACAUUCCUCUAGAAGCCUCUGAUUGGUUAAUUUAUCACAGUGAUAGAAAGAUGAAGACAGCAAGAUGUAGCAAGUAGUGCUGUAGUACUCGCCUUCUCUCUCUCACUCGUCUCAUUCGCUCCGGUUCCCGCAGGUUUCACGCUCACACCAAAAGCGAGCGCACCACUGAUCUAUAUUAGUGGAGCGAACAAGCCACGCUCAGUCUCAAACAGAGACAGAAGUCAAACAGAGUCACAACAGUACCAAAAUGAGUGACUUACUGCGAUUAAAAUACAUACAAAAUUAUGUCAAAAUGCCCAUCUUGGCGAUUAUUCAGAUAAACACAGUCAGUUUUGGAUCGUUAAAUAGCUAAGAAAGAGAACGCAUGUUGUGUAACAGUAUUGGGUCCGUUCAUAAACUCUUAAAGGGACAGCAGUCCAAUAUUCCUGCUGCUGUCUGUCAUGUUAUUUAAAGAACAAAAGACAAAGAAAAUCACUUUCUGCUCUUGACUGAAUACGUCUUAUAACUUUAAUGGUAAGAAUAAAUUUGUAUUUAAUAUUUACAAUAAAGAAUACAGAAAUUAAGUUAACCAAUGUAAAAUAACACUGGAUGUGUUAUUUUACAUUUGAUUACUUUCAUUUCUGUAGUAUUUCUUACCUGAAUAAAAACCUACUUAACCUGAAAAAUUUAGUUUUAUAGCUCUCUAUUUUAUUGCAUUUAUUUGUGCUGUUGUUUGCAAUUUUUUUUAUUUGUUCUUAUUUUAUUACUGAGUUUUACUCUUUUUUUUUUUUAUGAAAAUAAAACUUUGCGUUGAAGAAAAGUAGAUUUUUGUUUGUAUAUGCUGUCAAUUAAAGUUCUUAGAAAGAAAAUUGGAAUCGGCAAAAAUAGGUAUUGGCAGAUCACACUAUCAAAAAAUCGGAAAUCGGCCAACAAAAUUGCAAUCGGCGCAUCUCUAGUUCCAACGAAAGCCACAGCAGAACUGCGACUCAUAUUGAUGUUUUGUGAACAAAUCUGUGGCUGUGAAAAAACCAUGAGAGUCAAUGAUGCAAUUACCCUUUCAAAAAUACUGCCACUUGCUUCGUUACUGAAUGAAUGACUCACUCAUUAAGACAGUGACAAAAAAAAGCACUUUAAUGCACAAUCAGUUUAAGGGGGAAAAUAUUGUCCCUUAAUGGAAAAGGUGUGACUGCAGCAGUGUAAGUGGAAGAGCAUGCAGACGAAUGUUAAAUACCUGAGGGGGUAUGCGACUGUAAAAUGUUUGGGAACCACAGCCGAAGUGAAUUUAAAAACAAGCAGGCAGCUAAUAUGCACACUUAAUUAUUAGUUUAUUUAUCGCAAGUCAUCGUCAUUGCAAAAACCCCACUGGUUUAUUGUUUUAGUUACUUUGUACGCCUACAACGGAUUCUUUAGGACAAGUAAUGAGUUAAAGAAUGGGAACAUGUCAUUUUUUUUUUUAUUUAGUGACACCUGUACUGCUUGUUAUUUUUUUACAUUUUUCCUUUGGUAUAGCCCAAAAUGUGAUUGUUGCAAUAUAAUAAAAAAGUCUGAAAAUGUGAAGUUGCACUUCAGCUGUUUGUGACUUUAGUGAAAUUGCUAAACCUAAAGUAAAUAAAAUGGCCUUAUUUGAUCCUACAGUGUUGCUACUCUGCACAUGCUUUUUGAUAAUUACAAAUAAUAAUGCAAAAUGAUUAUCUUAGAAUAGAAGAUAUGCUGUCUCUCGCAUCACAUAAAUGAUCAAUGGUUAUGUACGUGGUCUUGAAGAGGAUUCUUUUUUUUCUGUCUCUGUCUUGACUGUCUCAUUUGGACUCGGACUUGACUUGGACUCGACUUGACUACAGCCCUAGUAGCAAGACUAAACAGGAAACGUAAUGUCACUACUUUACAUCGUAGAUUAGAUGUCAUUUAUUACAACUUUGUAGUCAUUAUAGUGUUUUAUAAAUGCCAUAAAUGUGAAAGCUGAAUUCACUGUUUAAACAUCAUCUACAAAUGUCGUCGUCUACAUGUCAAUCAGUGAACACUGGCAGAAAAGACAGAGAAAGAAAUUAAAGAGAAAGAGGUUUAAGAGAGAAAGAGGUUAAAAUAUCACUGAAAUCAAAUGAAAGAAUCUUUUACUCUAGUGACGUCACAUCAGGAGGGAGCGACGGCACUGUGUACAUAGAAAAAAUUAAGAUGUUCUCUGUGUUGCUGAUUUCCAUUAUUAAAGAGCUGAUAUGUUGUUGCUAUAGUCUUUUUUUUUCUUUGCACAUUUUGUUUGUUGGCCAUUAUAUUUUCUUCAUACAGCACUCAUGACACAAUGAAGAGAUAUUGUGUUAAUGUAGACACAGAGUGCAUCUUCAAUAUUGUGUUUUGUUGUGCAGAAACAUGCUAUCAGUCACUGACAGUAACAAAGCUGAAAGAACAUGGAAACAAAUGAUAAGUAAAAAUAAAAUGCAAAUUCUGAGGUGGAUUUUUCCUGUGAAGCCGCUAUGGAAAUACAAUAUACGUACAGACUCUCUAGCACAUUCAAAUUAACACACUUCCAAAGAAUUACAGCAACAUAAAACAGAGAAAAGAUGUGGACAUCUUUGAUUUUUUUUUUUUUUAAGAGUGAAAUAAACAAAUGAUGUGAUGUACUGAAUGAGAGCAGAUAUAAUAAUCACUUUGUUUAAAGACGGACAGAAACAUCAGACUCAGGACAGAAACACACGACUUCUAAAAAAUGGACCAAACUCUCUAUUUCAUUCUUCUUCUCAUUGCUCUCUGCUCCGUAUCUGAAUGUGUUCAGCGUCAGUAUCACUUUAUAAACGUGAUGAAGAACUGGACUGAAGCUCAGAGAUACUGCAGAGAGAAUUACACAGAUCUGGCCACCGUUGACAACAUGAACGACAUGAUCGAGCUGAAGAAGAGUGUGAAUGAUGGAGGUGUCUGGAUUGGGCUGCAGAGGACGGGUGUUGAUAAAUGGCAGUGGUCUUCAGGUGAUUCUGCGCUCUAUUUGAACUGGAGACCUGGAGAACCUGAAGGCAGAGAUGAGUGUGCUAUGAUGAGAAAUGGACAAUGGCAUGAUUAUCCAUGCAAUAACAGCCUGACUUUCAUCUGCAUUUCAUCUAACAACACGAACAGAGGACUCGUCUUUAUCAAUCAAACGAAGAAUUGGAGAGAUGCUCAGAGUUACUGCAGACAGAAUCACAUUGAUCUGGUCAGUGUGAGGAACCAGAAUGAGAAUCAACAGCUUCAGAAGUUCAUCAAUGAUAGUCACAUAUCUGGUGAUGUCUGGAUCGGUCUGUUCAGAGACUCAUGGCAGUGGUCAGAUCAGAGUAACUCCUCAUUCAGAUACUGGAAUUCUGGUCAACCUAAUAAUUUGGGAGGUAAUCAAAACUGUGCAAUACUCUAUCCGAACACACAGGAAAAAUGGUAUGACUACUAUUGCAACCACCAAUAUCCUUUUGUGUGUCAUGAAGAUAAACUGAUCCUGAUCAAAGAGAAUCUGACGUGGCCUGAAGCUCUGAGAUACUGCAGACAGAAUCAUAUGGAUUUGGUCUCGGUUCAUUCAGAAGAGAUUCAGCGUCGUGUGAUGAAUGUGGUUAAACAGGCGUCUACUGAGGCGGUGUGGUUGGGUUUACACAACUGCUGCAGCCUGAACAUGUGGAUCUGGGUCAGCGGAGACAUCGUGUACUAUCAGAACUGGGCUCCAUGGAACGGAACGACACCGGAAGAGUGCCGCCUCGAGAAGAGAAAAGGAGCAGUUCAGUCUGGAGGAGAUCAGCGCUGGAUCAGCCUUCCUGAAACUCGCAAACUCAACUUCAUCUGCAGCAGAUAUUAAGAGUGAAUGUUUGUGUGUUUACUUACAUUCACUGCUUUCAUUCUUCAUUAUUUCUCUUAUUUACUUGUAUUUGUUUUAGUAAGUUCUGAGUGAAUCUGCUAACUGCUAAAUUUGAAUCAUCAUGGCAUAAUGUAAUCUUUUUAAAAUGUUUUAACAUUAAUGUUUCAUAUUCAUUCCCCCGGUUUCACAGACAAGGCUUAAGCUAGUCCUUGACUAAAAUGCAUGUUUGAGCUGUUUAACUGAAAGCAACUUGUACUGGCAUAUCUCAAAAUAUGUCAGUGUCAUCGUUUUGACUCAAGAUGAACACCAGUAAUGUUGUUUCUAGUGAACGUUUAUAAAAGCUACUUAAAUGCCCUAAAUAAACUAAGGUCUAAUCCUGGCUUAGGCUAAGCCCUGUCUGUGAAACCAGGCCUUAAGAUGUUAAGUGUGUUUUAUAAAUCUCUUUGUAUAUCUGGUGUGGUUACAUCUCUUUAUGUUUUCACUAACAAUAACUGGUUGAAUGUGAAUCUGUGAGCAGCAGCUCUUCAGAAUAAUAUUGUUUGUGUCUCAGAAUGAAAUCUGGUUUAUUCUUAGAAAAGCUGAAGUGAAGGUUGGGUAUAAAAUAUCUUGUGUUUGAUCAAAACCAUCAGAUAAACAUGUGAAACGGAACAUCAGCUCAAAUAAACUCAUCUACAGUCAGUAUUCUCGCCUCUGAUUAUUUCCUGAUUUUCAAUGUCACAAUGACCGCUCAAAUGACAGAU